Molecule: messenger RNA, 2432 nt
Organism: Trichechus manatus latirostris (Florida manatee)
Lineage: Eukaryota; Metazoa; Chordata; Mammalia; Sirenia; Trichechidae
Product: zinc finger protein ZXDC-like
Biological process (GO): regulation of transcription by RNA polymerase II
Cellular component (GO): nucleus
Molecular function (GO): transcription coregulator activity
Source: RefSeq, a predicted model, not a curated record
AUGCUGAACAGACGCUCUACCUCAGCUGACGCCAUAACGCCGUGUGCCAACGUGGACCACUCAGGCCCCUCACCGGAAGCUGGUGCCUUGUUUGUACUGGCCAUUUCCAGUGUGCCGUCCAACGCUGCACAUCACAGGACAGAGUCAGAGCGGCCACUCUCAUCCCUACCGGCAGUGACCGUCUGGGCUCUGUAUCAGACCUUCCUGGUGUGCACCGGCAAUAUCUUUGACAGCUCAGGGCAAGGGCUCACGUUUGUGGGUGACCGAAUGAACCACGCAGGCUGUAGAGUCUCGGUGCUUUCCUCCCGGGUUCCCUCUGCGGCGCUGGAGGCCCCCGGGUUCCCAACUCUGAGGAGAGUGUCUGUCAUCACCAUCAUGAACUGGAGGUGGUUCCGCCAGCUUUUAUUCCCUGCCGCCGAGCACAAUGCCAAGCACACAGUCAAUGCUCAAUGCACAGAUGUUAACGGAGCUGACAUGAAUGGUGGAGUACAUGAGGAAGAAGCUUGGCGGUGGCAUGUCAGCCACCUGUCGGCCCCGGUGUGUCUGUCUGAGCUUGCCCGGGCUUCCCUGAGGGAUCAGAAGUUCCUGGAAGAACAAGAGCAGGCUGGUGGCCGCUCUGCACAGGCGGUUUCAAAAGGCUGCGAGAAGACAUUUAUCACAGUGAGUGCUCUAUUUUCCCGUAAUCGAGCCCAUUUCAGGGAACAAGAACUCUUUUCUUGCUCCUUUCCGGGAUGCAGCAAACAGUAUGACAAAGCCUGCUGGCUGAAAAUUCACCUGAGAAGUCACACAGGUGAAAGACCUUCUGUUUGUGACUCUGAUAGUGGUGGCUGGACCUUCACCAGCAUGUCUAAACUCCUAAGGCACGAAAGGAAACAUUAUGAUGACCAGAGGUUUACCUGCCCUGUGGAAGGCUGUGGGAAAUCAUUCACGAGAGCAGAACAUUUGACAGGCCAGAGCAUAACCCACCUAGGCACAAAGCCAUUUGAGUGUCCUGUGGAAGGGUGCUGUGCUCGAUUCUCCGCUCGCAGUAGUCUGUACAUUCACUCUAAGAAGCACCUCCAGGAUGUGGACGCUUCAAAAAGCCGCUGCCCGGUCUCCAGCUGUGAUUGACAGUUCACACCCGAACACAGCAUGAAGACUCACGUGGUCAAACAGCACAACCUGUGCCAAGAUCUCUCAUCUCAACUAGAAGCUGCAAGUUCUCUUACGCCCAGCAGUGAACUUACCAGCUCAGGACAAAGCGAGCUCAAUAAUGUAGACCUUGUGUCUCUCUUCUCUAAUGCAUCUGGUGAUAAUAAUAGUUCGACAGUUGCAUCGGACAUGGCAUUGGUGAACUCUGGAAUCUUGACUAUUGAUGUUAAUUCUGUGAGCUCAUCUCUGGGAGGGAACCUUCCUGUUAACAACAAUCCCUUGGGCCAGAUGGACCCACUGGUCCUGGUGGCCAACAGUGACAUUCCUUCCAGUCUGGACAGCCCUCUCAUGCUUGGGUCAAUGGCCCCGGUUCUUCAGCAGAGCAACUUAAAUCCAGAUGAUGUGCAAACUGUUAGUGCAGAAGCAUUGGGUUGUCUGGUGUCUCUUCCUGUGAAGAACUUGAGUUAAGACCCACAGGCUUUGACCUCCAGCAACAAUUCAGCAUUGAACAGAUCCACACCAACCCCUUCAAACAGCCUCAGUGGAAACAGCCAUGUCCCAGAACUGCUGGCUCCAAUCAAAGUGGAACGGAACUUGCCUCCUGGCCCAGAUGUUGGGCCACAGGAAAGAGGCAAAGUGGUAAUCCAGUUUGGGCUCUCCAACUCAGCAGAAAACUGCAGUGCUCAGAAAGACACAGACCUCAGUGCAGUGCCUGGAAACUUGUAUUUGCUGUGUGACCUUGGGCAGCCUUGCUUCUCUGAGUACAAAUGGUGUGUGGUGAAGGAGUUUCAGGAAAGUGGGGGCUCAGCAAGAACUGAUUACCGAGCCGUUCAACUAGCCAAGAAAAAGCAGAAAGGAAUUGGGAACAACGCAGGUUCCUCAGGCCCUGCUCAAAGAAAAAUAAAAGGUGAGAAAAUCAGUCCUCACUUCCACACAAGCCAGGGCAGUUGGCCGUGUGGAGAUGUUGUGGUGCCAAGCGGAGGCCUGACAGGACCAGAGCCAGCGGCCGCGGUGCGGUGCAUUCAGGUCCAGCUACUGCAGGACGAUCCCUCAGGUGAAGGAGCCUUGCCACUUGCACUCAGCUUGCAGCCUCCCCUGCUCCGUCCCAUCCUCACCGUGGACUUGCCUGUCUAUGUCCUCCAGGAGGUGUUCCCAGCCCCAGAGGAUGCCGCUUGUCCUGAGGCCGCACCGUUCUCCAGAAGCACCAUCAACCUCCAGGACUUGCAGUGAGAACGCUGGCUGCGAGAGCCCCCAAAGACUCAAUUAGAUGGUUCUGUUGGCGUGGCUAGGACUCCCACUCA